Chironomus riparius is the source of this 1577-nucleotide messenger RNA. NCBI's taxonomy places the organism in Eukaryota, Metazoa, Arthropoda, Insecta, Diptera, Chironomidae. The record is from the annotation of a GenBank genome assembly.
AAAAAUGUUUGAGAAAAAAAAUUCACUCAUUGAAUCGCCCAAAACAGUCUCGAAACAUUCAAUAAAUAAUAACAAAACAAAUAUGGAUUCUAAGAGAUUUAAGACGAAAGAAGAAAUAGCGAAGGAAUUUGACAAUUUACCAGAAAGAAAGAGUAAAAUUGCAACAAUAUUAAAGGAAGAAAAUGUAGCUUACUGUAUCUGCCGUUCUUCAAAACCUGGCUUUAUGAUAUGUUGUGAUUCCUGUGAGGAGUGGUAUCACGGUGAUUGUAUUGGAAUUAGUGAGAAGGAAUCUAAAAGUAUUAAGAAAUAUUAUUGUGAUCGAUGUAAAGUUGAUGAUCCGACACUAAAGACAGUUUUUAAGCUCCCUUCAAGCCAGCAAUCGACGUCACAGAAUGUCGCUCAGUCAUCACUUAGUCAAGAGAUUCAAAAAAAGAAAAAGGAUAAGGAUGCAAGAUGUGGAAAUUGUGAAGGUUGUAGAUCAAAAUUGAUGGGCAAGAAAGGCAAGUGCGAAAAGCGUUUGGGAUCUUAUCAGUUAAAGAAAAAAGACAAAAAGAUUAAGGAAGGACGGAUUAAGAAAAGAAAACGAUCAGUUACACCAGAUCUUGUCAUUAAUCCAGCAUUGGAAGGUCCAAGACAUUGUUUAGGUCCUGAAUGUCGAUACACAGCUCGUCCUCAAUCAAAAUACUGCUCUGAUAUUUGUGGAAUGAAGCUUGCUAGUAACAGAAUCUUCCAGAUUUUGCCAACUAGAAUACAAGAGUGGUCAACGCCAAGUAUUGCAACUGAGCAAAAUAAAAAGGGACUGGAAAAGAAUCGAGCCAAACAGCAGAUUGUGAGAGCAACAUUAAUGGAACUGGAUAAAAGGCAUCGUGAAUUGGAUUUGAUAGUUGAAGCAGCAAAGCAGUGUACGCUAGAAGAAAAUGCUAAAGAUAGGGAAGUUGACAUUGAGGAUGAAUCAAGCAUGUAUUGUGUAACUUGUGGUCAUGAAAUCCACGCAAGGACAGCAAUCAGGCAUAUGGAACGUUGUUUCAACAAGUACGAAAGUCAAGCAAGUUUCGGAAGUAUUUUCAAGACAAGAAUUGAAGGAAAUUCAAUGUUUUGUGACUUUUUCAAUAUUGUCAACAAGACAUACUGUAAACGUUUGAGAGUUUUAUGUCCUGAACACAGUAAAGAUCCAAAAGUAACAGACACAGAUGUUUGUGGAUGUCCAAUGACAAAGAAUGUAUUUGAAUUGACUGGAGAAUUUUGCCGUGCUGCUAAAAAGUCAUGCUUUAAACAUUAUUGCUGGGAAAAAAUCAGACGAGCUGAAAUUGAUCUUGAAAGAGUUCGUCAAUGGAUGAAAAUGGACGAGCUAGUUGAGCAAGAACGACAAAUUAAGCAAGCAAUGGCAUCGAGAUCUGGUCUUAUGGGUCUAUUGCUUCAUAGCAGUUACGAUCACGAAAGAAUGGAAAAGAUUGCAAGAUUACAAGCUAAGGAUAAACAUUAGUGAAUGAAAAACAUUGAAAAUAAAAUAUGACAAAACAUUUAACAUUAGAAAUAAAUCGUAGGAUUAAAAUUUAAUCCUGUAAAUUAAAAUUACA